Molecule: messenger RNA, 1094 nt
Organism: Sphaeroforma arctica JP610
Lineage: Eukaryota; Ichthyosporea; Ichthyophonida
Exons: 3
Source: RefSeq, a predicted model, not a curated record
ACAGCCGAUAAUAUAGUACCAACCGGUAUUGUCUCAUCUCCGGCGAGAAGCAGACAAUCCUCUCCCCGCAAAGUACACGGACCCAACACAACACAGAUAUUAAGAGAGGAAUCUCCGAUACUCACGCACAACAGUGCACACUGGCACACACCAAAUGAAAGUCGUGCUCAUACGCGUACGCCUGACAAAAACGAGAAACACCCACACACAGAGGGCGAACCUCGUGGGCGUAUACAAGAUAAGGCACAAAAGUACACCCAGUCACAGAGGAGAUUGCAGACAUCCACACCAGACAACACACAGACACGUACGAGACACGAUGUAAUAGCAUCGGACAAUGCCGGUAUAGGGGUACCGUUAACAGAGGUGGUGAGAACAUCGGUGAUAGCACCAACAAAUGUUCGCCGGGCAGGUGAUGGACUACAGGACAAGGUAGGGUCGGGCAGUCGUUCAUCGCAUACCAAAGACCAUAUGCGCAUUCUAGAGCGAAAUAGUGAUCAGUUACGCAACUUGCUGCGGGGUAAUGCACCACUGUUGAAGACGCUUGUAGAUGGUAAACGCGAACAGCAAGCUGAGAUCCUGACGAGCGAAGGUAAACGGAGACGAGUGGUUGCAGAUACUGAAGGAAUGGAUAGUGCCAGCGACGAAGAAACAGAACAGCAAGAGAAGCGUAUACAGGAAGUGACGCGCAUAUACUACUCAGAGCAUACUCAGACACGCAUACACAUAGAUGCACCCGCGCAUAACCGUAGGGAUGGUAUCAACAGUACUACAACGCCCACGUCAACGUCGUCACCUACAGCAAAAACACUGGACAAAUCGCCAAGGCCAUCACAUGGAGGUAGUAGUGAAGUACCGAACAGCGUGAGUAGCGAGAGCGACUCAGAGCUCGUGAUAAACCCCAAAAAAGACGUGCAUAAUACAGCAAAGAACCCGCGUACGCAAUCAGAACGUGCUCUUCUUUCCAUGAAAUAUGAGACAGAUGAAGAACUAGAGACUCUCGGGAGGUACCUGGCAUCUCUCAGGCCGAUAGAACUGCGAGUCCCGGUGGGCGGGUUCGUAUCGGACGAAUCCUGGGACUAGGUAUGCACCGG